Messenger RNA from Pyrus x bretschneideri (Chinese white pear), 2453 nucleotides. RefSeq names its product scarecrow-like protein 3. Gene Ontology annotation, molecular function: sequence-specific DNA binding; DNA-binding transcription factor activity. The transcript has a single exon. Gene Ontology annotation, biological process: response to gibberellin; regulation of DNA-templated transcription. Bases 837 to 2261 code for a protein of 474 amino acids. The record is from RefSeq and is a predicted model, not a curated record. Lineage: Eukaryota; Viridiplantae; Streptophyta; Magnoliopsida; Rosales; Rosaceae. Gene Ontology annotation, cellular component: nucleus.
AUCUUCUCACAAAUUCCAUGUUCCACUUGGGAAACAAGGACAACAAAUCAAUAAGGACAAAAGGACUCCUCCACGCAUUGUCGACAACGAAGCCAAAGCCAUGAGCUUCUGUCUCUCUUCAAAAACUCCCAACUUCCAAUUUUAUUAACAUCCAAAUCUCAUAAAAACAGAGCAAAAAAACCCAGAAGAAGAACAUCAGCUCUGUGCUCAAAACCCAGAAGGCUGCUUUCCUUGAAUUCUCAGGGGGUUCUGACUUCUACUUGGGUUUUUGAUCAAUUACAAAACCCACCAAGGAUUUCCCUCUUCUUUCUUCUCUUGGUUAGUUCUUCUGCAACUAGUUUCUGUCUUCAGCUGCUUCUGUUGUUCUACUUGUGAUUUCUCACGCGACUUCUCUCCUGAAUUUCAUUUGUUUUCUUUGGGAAUCUAAUCUGAUUUUAUCAUAGGUUUUUUGCCCAUUUUAGUCUUUCUAGUAGGGGUUUGAUUGAAUUUCUGAUAUUUUUCUUAGUACUGAUAAAAUCGAAACCCCUUUUUCUGAUAGUUUGGGGCCUUCUUCGCAUAUUUGAGAUCAUACAUUCUAUAAAUUCUUAGCCAAUUAGGUGCUAUUGCUGAGGAGUAAGGCCUGCUUUUGUCUGAAAAGCACUUUGGUUAUAAGUGCUUUUGUUUGUUGUUGUUGUGAAUGCUUGUUUGAGAGUACACAUUUUUCUCAAAUUGUGAAUUCGUGCAAUUUGGUUCUUGCAUAAACACUAGGAAUAGGGUACUUGUUUAGAAAUCCCCUGAAUUAUUCGGCCAACUUUGUUAUCCAAUUAAUUACCAAAUCAUUCUUGUUUGAUAUACAUAUGGCACCAAUGUUUCAAGACGAAGGGUCGUCGUCUGCAACUUCAUCUCCUCUCCAAUGCUUUUCCAUGAUUUCGCUUUCACCUAGUUUAGGCUCACCAUACCCUUGGCUUAAAGAACUCAAAUCCGAGGACCGCGGUUUGUAUUUGAUCCACUUGUUGCUCACUUGUGCAAACCAUGUUGCCACCGGAAGCCUUGAAAAUGCAAAUGUCGCCCUUGAGCAAAUCUCCCAACUCGCCGCUGCUGACGGUGAUACCAUGCAGCGGAUUGCUGCCUACUUCACCGAGGCUCUUGCUGAUCGAAUCCUCAAAGCUUGGCCCGGUCUUCACAGGGCACUGAAUUCCACUAAAAUAUCUUUGGUUUCAGAUGAAAUUCUAGUUCGGAAAGUGUUUUUCGAGAUGCUUCCCUUCCUAAAGGUGGCUUUUGUGCUCACAAACCAAGCUAUUAUGGAAGCCAUGGAAGGGGAAAAGAUGGUGCAUAUAAUUGAUCUUAAUGCAGCUGAACCUGUUCAGUGGAUUACUCUUCUUCAAGUUUUAAGUGCAAGACCUGAAGGUCCGCCUCAUUUGAGAAUCACCGGUGUUCAUCAACGGAAAGAGGUACUGGAUCAAAUGGCUCAUAGGUUGACUGAGGAAGCCGAAAAAUUGGAUAUCCCAUUUCAGUUCUGUCCCAUAAUCAGCAAAUUGGAAAAUCUCGAUAUGGACAAACUUCGUGUCAAAACUGGCGAGGCUCUAGCUAUCAGCUCAGUUCUCCAGUUGCACUCCCUUUUGGCGUCGGAUGAUGGACUCCUGAAAAAGAAGUCCCCAUUAGCAUCAAGGGGUUCAAAUGGAAAUCACUUGCCAAGAGCAUUGCAAAUGAGCCAAGGCACAUUGGGUGAGUUGCUAGAGAAAGAGAUGGGUAACGGGUAUAGCCCGAGUCCUGAUUCAACCUCGUCAUCACCGCUAUCUUUAACUCCUUCGGCAAAAUUGGAUAGCUUUCUUAAUGCAUUUUGGGGUUUGACUCCGAAGGUUAUGGUAAUAACUGAGCAAGAUUCUAACCAUAAUGGAUCCACUCUGAUGGAGAGACUAUUGGAAUCUCUGUACUCGUAUGCUGCAUUGUUUGAUUGCUUGGAAUCUACGAUGUCGAGAACCUCAUUGGAGAGACUGAAGGUAGAGAAAAUGCUGUUUGGGGAAGAGAUAAAAAACAUUAUAGCUUGCGAGGGAUCUGAGAGGACCGAAAGACAUGAAAAGCUUGAGAAAUGGAUUCAAAGGCUUGAUUUAGCUGGCUUUGGAAAUGUGCCCUUGAGCUAUUACGGAAUGCUGCAGGCAAAGAGGAUGUUGCAGAGCUAUGGUUGCGACGGGUAUAGAAUGAGGGAAGAGAACGGUUGUGUGUUGAUUUCCUGGCAAGAUCGACCGCUGUUUUCGGUGUCAGCUUGGAGGUGCAGGAAGUAAAACAUGGAAUAUUGAUACUGAUCAUCGCAUAAUGUUCGAGUUUCUCGUCUAAUCAUGAAGAAUUUUGUCCAACUGAAUCUGUCUGCAUUUCAUUUGUUCAUGGAGGUUUCUUGUGUGUUCAUUUUCUUUUCCUUAUGUAUCUAAUUUAUUACAAGUGCCGCUGAUAUUUGAAACAAACACCCUAUUAAGUUU